This is a messenger RNA of Elephantulus edwardii (Cape elephant shrew), 1485 nucleotides long. It is a transcript of the gene ANKUB1, whose product is annotated as ankyrin repeat and ubiquitin domain containing 1. The transcript is spliced from 5 exons. The coding region runs from base 1 to 1485 and encodes 494 amino acids. The record is from RefSeq and is a predicted model, not a curated record. NCBI's taxonomy places the organism in Eukaryota, Metazoa, Chordata, Mammalia, Macroscelidea, Macroscelididae. Gene Ontology annotation, molecular function: protein binding.
AUGAGGAUAUUCAUAGCCUUUGAGGGAUCUUUUGAGCCAUUUGAUGUCUCAGCAGAUGAAACUGUGGAAGCCAUCAAGCUGAUGAUAAAGGAUUAUUUCCACAUUCCGCUCUCGGAAGAUGAGCAAGGCAGGCGGUAUCUGGAGUUGAUGUAUGCUGGAGCAGCCCUAAAGGACUGUUGGAGUAUAGCUGAUAUCGGGAUAUCUUUUUGUUCAACUCUCAAAUGCUUUGUUAAGGAAGAAGACAAACCAACUCUCUACGUGUUCAACGCUGUCACACAGGAAACAAUGCCCAUAAUGGAGAGCUUCUCUCUUUUUGAUAAAAACGUGUCCGAGCUGAGAACACUGGUAACUCUGAGAUGUGGCUUCCCUGUGAGCAUCUACUGCCUCCGGACCCCGCAGGGACAGGAGAUGUAUGAUUGCAAUUCUCUCAGGGACUACCAGACAGAAAUCGGCACAACUCUUCGCUUGGACGUCUGGGAUGGCUGGAAGGAAUUUCUGAUGGGUUGUCUCUUCGGACAAACACUGCAAGUUCAACGCUACUUAUCAGAAGAAGGACCAGUACUCAAGUAUCAGAAAAGGGUGGCCCUCUACCUGGCGGCCUUCCACGGCCACGUGGAGCUCACUGAGUGGGCCCUGAAGCAGGGCGUGAGACCCCACGAGGCGGUGGGCGCGCACCCGUACCGCGCGUGGUGCCACGAGGCCCUCCACGCAGACGUCUCUAAAUGCCCCGUUCAUGCAGCUGCCGAGUCGGGCCAGCUGCUGGUUCUGAAGGCCUUUGUCAACUGCAGCGUGCUGUGCCUGGAAUGCAAAAACGCCGCAGGCCAAACCCCGCUCACCCUCGCGCUCAAACACAAACGCAAGGACUGCGUGCUCUACCUGCUGAAUAAAAUGUGCUCCACGGUCUCGUUUCCGAAAAUGUCAGUGCCCAUGAGCAUCUAUAUCAAAAUCAAGCAGUGGGUUCUCCGAACUCACGGGCACAGCCGCCACAAAGGCCGGCCGCGCCGGGCCAGGGAGUCGGGAGCGAGGGUCGGAGACACCGUGGUGGUGGAUGGUUUCAGCGACCCAACGAUGAGCUCACGGAGCUGGCCGGGGCGCGCGCGCAGGGCCUCCCAGGACGCAGCCUGCGCGCGCGCUCCUCGGGGGCCGCGCACCGCGCUCUCCCCGCGGAACACGGCAGCGCAAGCCUGCACCUUUCCUCCCCUGCCGGAUGCAGAUAAAUUCUCUGCGUUACAAAGGCGUCAGCGGGGAAAACAGGCAAACCUUACCGACACAGCCGCCGGGAAGAAAGAAAAGUUUAUAAGAAAUGCCUAUUUCCCUCAAGUCCCCCUCCCUCCAGUGACAAAAGUGGGGUGUUCACACCCAUCCUUUCAGUACGCCCCACCCAGUGAUGUCUUUCUGCUAAAAUCCUCUUUCACUUCUUUCUCGGAGCGCAGUGGAAAGACGACAAGGGAGAACGCCAUCGACUGCUUGGCUAUGGCAAGGUAA